Molecule: messenger RNA, 619 nt
Organism: Octopus sinensis (East Asian common octopus)
Lineage: Eukaryota; Metazoa; Mollusca; Cephalopoda; Octopoda; Octopodidae
Exons: 5
Source: RefSeq, a predicted model, not a curated record
GUGUGUUCUGAUCUUUUUACACCUUAAUUCUAGAAUGCAAAAACGUUGAUGUAUCUCUGGAGAGACUGACCACCUGCCAGAAACAUAUGGACAAUGUCCUUGACAAAACUGACUGUUCAUCUUUGGAAACCUUCAAAAACUGCCUGAAAGAAAAUGGCGUUCCUGGUUGUCCUGUUUUAGAAUCGGUGGUGAACGCUACAUACCCAGAACAUAUUUACGGUCCAGUUCAGAGAAUGUGUAACAAAACAGUCAUCCAGUCUCCAAGCGAGGACCAAUGUCAACAACUCUACCCACAAGGCUACACUGUCGUACAACAAUGUCUACAAAGUGUUCUGCACACAGCCUACCAUUUUAAACGAAACGAAAAACUGAAGAUUAAUGAUGUCCACUGCUGGCAAUACCAGCUGGCUGAAAGCUGCCUGGAGACGUCUCAGAUUGGCAAAUGCCAGUUCAUGUCGUCUUUCCAGCAACAGAUUGAGAAGAAAGAACAACAAUAUUUCCAGAAACUUCGGUCAUUUUGUCAGGAGAAGCGUAAGAAAUCCAAUGCCCUCACUAAUCUUAAUACUCCUAAUCUUAAUACUCACGGUAGCACUAACAAUAUUUCUAACCUUCAUUACAG